This is a messenger RNA of Encephalitozoon hellem ATCC 50504, 870 nucleotides long. RefSeq lists its product as uncharacterized. NCBI's taxonomy places the organism in Eukaryota, Fungi, Microsporidia, Unikaryonidae. The record is from RefSeq and is a predicted model, not a curated record. Bases 1 to 870 code for a protein of 289 amino acids. The transcript has a single exon.
AUGAAAGUUCAAAAGACCAUAGAGCUUAUCAAGCGAUCCUAUGGCCAGCCAAUAUUGUUCCAUAGGCUCCACUGCCACCUUAGUCAUACUCUCAGGAAGGGAAAUCCGUUGUACGAGAUGUCUGAUGACUGGUCCAGGAUCCUGGUCUUUAGUGUAGCUCAGAAUGGAGGCAGCAACCAAGGACUCGAAAGUAAGAUCCUGUCAUUUCUGAAAGAGAUAAGGCCUCCGAUGAAUGACAAGGAGUCUAGGCUGAAGCUGUGGAUAAUACUGUACUACAUGAGAAGUAGGUCUCCUAGCCAAGUAAAUCAUCUGGUAGUUUUUGAGCUUGUCUCCAACUUCAUGGGAGACUCGCCGUUUGUAGACGGGCUUAUUCUCUCGGUACUCCGCGGAAUUACCACCAGUACGCACUUUGGACUGGAGGGGAAUAAGAAGAUGAGGAACGACGCGAUUGUCCAUCUGCUCGGGGCAAUAAAGGGAAAGUCCCUUGAUGUACUGAAUAGAGCGCUUGCGCUUCCAUGCUACAUAAGUCAUGAUGUAGAGCCUCCAAAGCUCUUAGACCUAAGUAUCGGAAAUGAUUUACAGACCUUUGUAGCGCUAGAGAACGUGUGUUUCUAUGCAAAGUAUAGCAAAUCUGUUGAGUUUGUGAAAAGAAUAGUUCCCGACGAGGUGUCUUUCAUCGAUUGCCUAAGAAGGUUUAUCUCCAGGUCGUUCCGCCUAGAUAAGAGGGAAGCACCUAAAUGCACGAUCGCAGACGGUGUUGUUGAAAGCUUCCCAAUACUAGAUGAGAUUAGGAGGGCACAUAGGGAGGCAAAGGAUAAAGAAAAGUUUGUAUCAAGAAUAAUAGAAUUCACAACGAAGCUGAGUAAAUGA